This is a messenger RNA of Xiphophorus couchianus (Monterrey platyfish), 11882 nucleotides long. RefSeq names its product plexin-A1-like. Lineage: Eukaryota; Metazoa; Chordata; Actinopteri; Cyprinodontiformes; Poeciliidae. Gene Ontology annotation, molecular function: semaphorin receptor activity; protein binding. The record is from RefSeq and is a predicted model, not a curated record. Gene Ontology annotation, biological process: semaphorin-plexin signaling pathway; regulation of cell migration. Bases 421 to 6114 code for a protein of 1897 amino acids. Gene Ontology annotation, cellular component: semaphorin receptor complex; plasma membrane. The transcript has 33 exons.
AUGCCGGAGUCCAACCGCAGCUCCUGUCUCAUUCAUGCUGAGCGCUGCUCUCCUGUGCGCACGGAUCUGCAGAGCUGAGCUUUUUGAACCGCUGCUGCUGCUCUCUGACGAGCCGAGCGGGAAUGGAAACGUCUUCUGCUGCAACUCUGACAUCCUAAAGAAAAGAAGAAAUAAUGCCAAGCAGGGAUAAUACAAAACACGGCUUAAUAAGGCUGGUGGCAGACAUGGCAGAGGAUCAAGGGAUGAGGAUAUAAAAUCUCCACCAGAGAAAGGAGGAUAAAAGAGAACAGGAAGAUUACUACUUUGAGACUUUUUUUCUACUUAUACAUCAUUGUACCCUGCAGUCGUAUAAGGCACCGACUGACCCUUUAACGGAUUACGCUCUCAAAAACAUACACCCACUUCCCUCCCCUCACCACCAUGUCACACCUUAAUCCACCCCUUCUCAUCUUCCCCUUGCUCUUCCUUCUCCUCUCCCUCCCUAAGACCUCCACAUCUACCACUCCCCCCACCUCUUCUCUCCUCUCCUUCUCUCCGCCGGAAGGUGGUCUCACACAUUUGGUGGUCCACAACAAAACCCGAGAGGUCUACCUGGGUGCCGUCAACUGGAUCUACAAGCUGUCUGGCAACCUCACCAAGCUGCGGAGCCAUGUCACCGGGCCCGUCACCGACAACCCUCGCUGUUACCCUCCUCCUGGUGUCCAGUCCUGCCCACAUGAGCUAGUGCAGACUUCUAAUGUCAAUAAACUCCUGCUACUCGAUGCUGCCCACAACCGCUUAAUUGCGUGUGGGAGUACUUCCCAGGGAAUAUGCCAGUUCCUGCGUCUGGAUGAUUUAUUUAAGCUCGGUGAGCCACACCACCGUAAAGAGCAUUAUCUAUCCAGCGUUGCGGAGGCGGGCACCAUGUCUGGUGUGGUGAUCCCCCCUGACAUCUUCGGCGGGGGCGGCAAGCUCUUCGUCGGCACCCCCAUCGACGGGAAAUCGGAGUACUUUCCUACGCUGUCGAGUCGCAAACUGAUGUCGAACGAGGAGAACGCCGACAUGUUCAGCUUUGUGUACCAGGACGAGUUUGUAUCUUCGCAGCUUAAGAUUCCCUCCGACACCCUGUCCAAGUUCCCGGCAUUUGACAUCUACUACAUCUACGGCUUCAACAGUGAGCAGUUUGUCUAUUACCUCACCUUACAACUUGACACCCAGCUCACCUCGCCAGAUGCGAGCAGCGAACAGUUCUUCACCUCCAAGAUCGUCCGCCUGUGUGUCGACGACCCCAAGUUCUACUCUUAUGUCGAAUUCCCCAUCGGCUGCACUAAGGACGGAGUGGAGUACCGCUUGGUUCAGGACGCCUACCUGGCCCGACCAGGAACCCGCUUGGCACGUUCUCUUGGUAUUCGAGAGCACGAGGAGGUUCUGUUCACUGUAUUUGCCCAAGGUCAGAAGAACAGAGCCAAGCCGCCCAAGGAGUCGGCUUUGUGUUUGUUCACAAUGAGGCAGAUAAAGGAAAAGAUUAAAGAGAGGAUUCAGUCGUGCUACAAAGGAGAGGGAAAACUCUCCCUGCCCUGGCUGCUCAACAAGGAGCUGGCCUGCAUCAACUCGCCGCUGCAGAUAGACGACAACUUCUGCGGCCAGGACUUCAACCAGCCUCUCGGAGGUACAAAAGCCAUCGAAGGAUUUCCACUUUACGUGGACAAAGAUGACGGCAUGACCUCUGUGGCGGCGUACGACUACAGAGGAAACACCGUGGCAUUUACCGGCACUCGCAGCGGACGCAUAAAGAAGAUCCUGGUGAACUCCAUUUCCCAGCCUGCCUUGUUGUAUGAGAAUGUGAUGGUGAGCGAUGGGAACCCCAUCCUGAGAGAUCUGCUCUUCAGUCCAGAUCAUCAGUUUUUGUACGCUCUCACUGAUAAACAGGUGACCCGUGUGCCGGUGGAGAGUUGUGAGCAGUACGCAUCCUGUAGAGACUGUCUGGGAUCAGGAGACCCUCACUGUGGCUGGUGUGUGCUACACAACAUAUGUUCGAGGAGGGAUCGCUGCGAGCGAGCAGAGGAGCCGCAGCGUUUCACCACCAGAGUGGAGCAGUGCGUUCAUCUGUCCGUCCACCCAGAGACCGUCUCUGUCACCAUGUCAGAAGUGCAGUUGGUGCUUCAUGCGCAGAACGUGCCCAGUCUGUCUGCGGGAGUGAACUGCUCCUUCGAGGACUACGUGGAGACGGAAGGACGCAUCUACAGCGGACGGAUCUUCUGCCUGUCUCCCUCUACCAAAGAAAUUGCUCCCAUAACGCGAGACCAGGGUGACCAACGUAUAAUAAGACUGUACCUGAAGUCCAAAGAGACAGGAAAGAAGUUUGCCAGCGUUUUGUUCGUCUUCUACAACUGCAGCGUCCACCAGUCGUGCCUGUCCUGUGUCAACGCCAACUUCCCCUGCCACUGGUGCAAAUACCGCCACAUGUGCACGCAGAACGCCAGCGACUGCUCCUUCCAGGAGGGCCGGGUCAACAUGUCCAAGGACUGCCCUCAGAUCCUGCCCUCCACUCAGAUCUACAUUCCAGCCGGGGUAAUGAGGCCAAUCACCCUGCUGGCUCAGAACCUGCCCCAGCCUCAGUCCGGACAGCAGAACUACGAGUGCAUCUUUCACAUCCAGGGCAGCACACACAGCGUCCCGGCGCUGAGGUUCAACAGCUCCAGCAUCCAGUGUCAGAAGACCAUGUAUGACUAUGAGGGCGGCGGCAUCAGCGACCUGCCGGUUGACCUCUCCGUGGUGUGGAACGGGAACUUUGUCAUCGACAACCCAUUCAACAUUCAAGCCCACUUGUACAAGUGUAGGGCGUUACGGGACAGCUGUGGGAUGUGCCUGAAGGCUGACCCCAGGUUUGAAUGCGGUUGGUGUGUCCAAGAUAAGAAGUGCUCCCUGCGGCAGGAGUGUACGGGCGGAGGGAACUCCAACAUGCCGCUGCAGCUGGCCGAAGGUGGAGGGUGGAUGCAUGCCACAUCUGGAAACAGCCGUUGCACUCACCCCAAGAUCACCAAGUUGUUCCCGGAAACCGGACCUCGUCAAGGGGGCACCAGGUUGACGAUCUGGGGGGAAAACCUGGGCCUACAGUUCCGAGACAUCCAGAUGGGAGUGGUCUUGGGAAAGGUGCCCUGCGUGCCCGUCGAACAGGAGUAUGUCAGCGCUGAGAGAAUCGUUUGUCUUCUGAACGAUGCCACUGGCUACCGGGUUCAAGAGGCUCAGGUGGAGGUGUGUGUGAGAGCCUGCGUCAGUGACUACAGAGCUCUGUCACCAAGGCCAUUCACCUUUGUGACUCCGUACUUCACUCGUAUCCAGCCGUCUCAGGGACCCAUUUCGGGCGGCACCCGGGUCACCAUUGAGGGAAGCUAUCUCAACGCAGGCAGCUCCGUUUCUGUCAGCAUCGGACCACAACCCUGCCAUUUUAAGAGGAGAAAUGCACGAGAGAUUGUGUGCAUUACCCCAGCUGUACUUUCACCAAGCAGUUCAUCGGUCCUGGUGGACAUCGAUGACGCCGAGCUCCGUAACCCAGAGGUCAGAUUUAACUACACCGAAGACCCCACGGUUCUGAAAAUCGAACCUGACUGGAGCAUCGCCAGUGGUGGAACCCCACUGACAGUGAGUGGGACCAACUUAGCAACCAUCCGAGAACCGAAGAUCAGGGCCAAAUACGGGCAGGCCGAGUCUUUUCAUAACUGCACCGUGUACAACAACUCUGUGAUGGUGUGCCUCGCUCCGUCGGUGGCGGAUUCCGAGCUAGGCUUUUCCGACACCGGCACCGGCCCGGACGAGAUCGGCUUCUACAUGGACAACGUGAACUCUCUGGUGGUUGUCAACGAGACGUUCAGCUACUACCCCGACCCCAUCUUUGAGCCACUGAGUCCAUCCGGCGUGCUGGAGCUCAAGCCCACAUCACCACUAAUACUGAAGGGUCGUAACCUGAUCCCAGCGGCGCCGGGUAACAGCCGCCUGAACUACACGGUGCUGAUUGGAGAGACUCCCUGCGUCCUGACCCUGUCUGAGAGCCAGCUGCUGUGCGAAUGGCCCAACCUCACCGGACAACACAAAGUCACGAUCCGUGCUGGUGGAUUCGAAUACUCCCCAGGAACUCUUCACAUCUACUCGGACAGUCUUCUCACCCUGCCCGCCAUCAUUGGCAUUGGAGGGGGCGGUGGCCUGCUCCUCUUGGUGAUUAUCGCUGUUUUGAUAGCCUACAAGAGGAAGUCGAGGGACGCGGACCGCACCCUGAAGCGCCUCCAGCUCCAGAUGGACAACCUGGAGUCACGAGUGGCCCUGGAGUGUAAAGAAGCUUUCGCUGAGCUCCAGACGGACAUCCACGAACUGACCCAGGAACUGGACGGCGCAGGGAUUCCCUUCUUGGACUAUCGCACAUACGCAAUGAGAGUCCUGUUCCCCGGAAUUGAGGAUCACCCUGUGCUUAAGGAGAUGGAGGUACGGGUCCAAGCCAACGUUGAGAAGGCACUCACACUGUUUGGCCAGCUGUUGACCAAGAAGCACUUCCUGCUGACAUUCAUACGGACACUUGAGGCUCAAAGGUCGUUUUCGAUGCGGGAUCGAGGCAACGUGGCAUCUCUGAUCAUGACGGCCCUGCAGGGGGAGAUGGAGUACGCCACAGGGGUCCUGAAACAACUGCUGUCUGAUCUGAUAGACAGAAACCUGGAGAGCAAAAAUCACCCCAAACUGCUGCUAAGGAGAACGGAGUCUGUUGCUGAAAAGAUGCUAACCAACUGGUUUACUUUCCUCCUGUACAAGUUCCUCAAGGAGUGCGCCGGCGAGCCUCUGUUCAUGCUGUACUGUGCCAUCAAGCAGCAGAUGGAGAAGGGACCCAUUGACGCCAUCACAGGAGAAGCCCGCUACUCCCUCAGCGAGGACAAACUCAUCAGGCAACAGAUUGACUACAAAACAUUGACGCUGCACUGCGUUAACCCGGAGAAUGAAAACGCCUCAGAGGUGACGGUCAAAUGUCUGAACUGUGACACCAUCACUCAGGUCAAGGAGAAGUUGCUUGAUGCCGUGUACAAAGGCAGCCCUUACUCACAAAGGCCAAAGGCAUCUGAUAUGGACCUUGAAUGGCGUCAGGGUAGGAUGGCCAGAAUCAUUCUGCAGGACGAAGACGUCACGACCAAGAUCGACAAUGACUGGAAAAGACUCAACACGCUAGCUCACUAUCAGGUAACAGAUGCCUCAGUGAUCGCCUUGGUGCCAAAGCAGAACUCUGCGUACAACAUCUCCAACUCCUCCACCUUCACAAAGAGCCUCAGCAGAUACGAGAGCAUGCUGAGGACGGCCAGCAGUCCGGACAGCCUGCGGUCCAGAACGCCGAUGAUCACACCAGACCUGGAGAGCGGCACCAAACUGUGGCAUUUGGUGAAGAACCACGACCACUCGGACCAGAGGGAAGGGGACCGAGGGAGCAAGAUGGUCUCUGAGAUUUACCUGACCAGGCUGCUGGCCACGAAGGGUACAUUACAGAAGUUUGUGGAUGACUUGUUUGAGACCAUCUUCAGCACGGCUCACAGAGGCAGCGCGCUGCCGCUGGCCAUCAAGUACAUGUUCGACUUUCUGGACGAGCAAGCCGACAAGCACUCCAUCACAGAUUAUGACGUACGGCACACCUGGAAGAGCAACUGUCUUCCCCUGCGGUUCUGGGUGAAUGUGAUCAAGAAUCCUCAGUUUGUAUUCGACAUCCAUAAAAACAGCAUCACAGACGCCUGCCUGUCCGUCGUGGCUCAGACCUUCAUGGACUCGUGUUCGACGUCUGAGCACAAGCUGGGGAAAGACUCGCCUUCGAAUAAGCUCCUCUACGCUAAAGACAUCCCCAACUACAAGAGCUGGGUGGAGAGAUAUUACUCGGAUAUUUCCCGUAUGCCAGCAAUCAGCGAUCAGGACAUGAGUGCCUACUUAGCGGAGCAGUCGCGCCUGCACCUCGACCAGUUCAACAGCAUGUCUGCUCUGCAUGAGAUCUACACCUACAUCAUCAAAUACAAAGACGAGAUCCUGUCGGCGCUCCAGAAGGACGAGCCGUCCCGCAGGCAGCGGCUACGCGGAAAGCUAGAGCAGGUCAUCGACACAAUGGCCCUUGCCAGCUGAGGGCCGGCCAAUCAGACACCUCAACUAGUGCAGAACAUGGCUUAACCCACACGCCUUCCCCUCUCCACGUCUGACAUCAUUUCCAUGCACAACGUUUUGAAAUCUGUUGUCGCCACGCUCGCAGACCGCCCCUCCCCCCCACAGUGGUGGGAAUGAGGCAGGAGGGAGACGGGCGACGCAGCGGCACGCCGGAGGGACAGCAGAAUGUUUGGUCACCACAUUUAGUUUUACUUUCUUCUCUGAGCCGCAAUUCUUACUCUGAUCAGCCAAAUCAAAUGCAACUCCUAGCCUCAGCUAAUGUGGACCUGAGCUUAAACAGAUGAGCAGAAAAAAACCCUGCGGGGAAGGUACAGGCCACCACUCGGUAUCUUUCCACUGCCACGGCAACGGUUCAGACUGUGAGUCAUCGAAAAUCCAGGAGAUUUUAUCACUCUACUUGAUCCCCUUUCUGUUGCUGUCCUCCGUAGGGAGCAGGGGAGACGAAACAUCAGGGACUCUGCAGAGCGGCGGUGAGAAAUCCUGGCAGAGAUUUACUUAGACGUUUCAGGAAGCCGCAGAAACGAGGGGGACGGAGGACCGACCCGAGAACGUCCCCCGUUUCCGGUUUGGACUCUCCACGUCUCUAUUGGCGCAAAGAACAAAAGAACAACAACAACAAAAAACAAAACACGCCUCGAAAAAGUUCCCGUUACGCUGCGUUUAAUUUGUCAUUGCAUCUGAUUCUUUUCUCUCCCCAGUGCUGUGCCACUUGUGUUACUGCUGAAUUUGCACAACAGAAGCUAAAUCAAAAGAGAGAAGAGGAUAUAUGAUCAAAUAUAUAUAUAUAUAUAGAUAUAUAUAUAAAUACAACCCUUUGUUUUUAAAACGAAUCAAAAAGUUGAACUUUUUUUCCUCCAUUUCAAUGUACAAAAGAUGUUUCAGAAAAUUUGAUAUUUCCUAGAUGAAAAACAAAAAAAAAAGAUUAUGAAAACACAAGGAAAAGUCGUCUUGUGCCAUGUUUUACUUUGAAUGUCGUUUAGUGCAAAGAAACUUCUUUUUGUUAGAUAAAAUGUGCUAAUUUGAUCAUGUUGUCAUGCUUAGUGACUGAGAGUUUUAAAAACAGGUAAACGGCAGAAAUAUAAGAAUAUAUUACAGACAUUCUAUGUUACCUGAGUUCUUGGCGGCCGUUGUGUGCUGUGGCUCCGAGGAUUGUAAAAAGACAAACGAUGUCUGGAAGCCGCCGAUGAGCCAAACAACCUACAGAGCUUUUGUGUUUGCUUUUUUUUUUGUUUUGUUUUUUUAGAGAAACCAAAUAGAUCAGGAUCAGCCGUUUUAGACGAGUCGUUGGUGUUGAAGGUCGCCUCACGCUGUGCCAUUGACCUGGAUGCAGAUCCCUGGCACACUGUGCUGUGUAACUUCUAGGUCUUGUUUUCUAGACCUCCCCUCUCGUCUGAAGCAAUUUAUGGGCCCGCCGCGCCCGCUCCACUGAAGGAUAGUUUUGCUGUGCAGAGAAAAGUGAAUCAGUUUUGUCAAAGUCUGCAGUAAAGCCUGUAAAGCUUAAAAGGCCCUUUUUCUUCCCCAACUGUGAAUGUGGUUUUUCAAAAAGGUAAUGAAAUGUAGCUUGAAAUAUGUGAGUGUUUUUGUACAAGUUGAAGGCCUUUUUCUUUAUGUUUUCUGUUGUUUUAUAGAGGUAAAAAGAACUUAAAAGAAAACAUCCUGAUAUUUUUCCUUGCACAGUUUGCUGGAGCACAUUAACUUUCAGUGCUUUGAAAGUCAUUUUGUUGGUUUGCAUCUCGUUCUGCUUCGGGGCGGUUUCUUCAGAGGGAUGGAAAACGGAGGGAAAGGGUUGAAACUGUUCACAAAGUUCAAACAUAACAAACUCAGCCAUCCAUCAACAUCAACAUGUUACAGACAACGUGUUAUACAAAUCACAAAAUUAGAUCCCACAAAUACGUUAAUGUUACCGGAUGCUUUACAGUUGUUAGCACCUCUGGUAAAAGUGUGUAAAAGGCUUUUAAAGAAAUUCAUCUUUUAUUGCAGUAAUGUGGUCUCACGUUCAUCUUUGGGGAAAAGUCUAUUUACGUUUCCAUCAUAUUAUGUUUUGUGUUGGGAAUAAUAAAUAAUUCCCAGCAGUUAUUUAUUGGUAAUGUUUUAACUCUCCACAUGGGAUUCGCAUGGGAGAAAUCUUCACUCUGAAUCCCAUUAAAAACAAACCAAAAGGAUUAUUUACACAAUUAAAUUCAACAAUUAAACACUUUCCCAGCUCAGAAAAAAAAAGACAUUGCUGUGUUGAAGGGGAAUUGAGAAGGGUCAUCUUGGGGUCAUCAACCAAUAAACUGUGAUCUGCUUGCCACUCGGUGAUUUAUAAAGUAUUCUGUGAUGUUCACUUUACCGUCCAAAUCCACCAAUAAACGGUGGAGCUGGCAAAAAAUGAAACAUGUCACAUGACAAAGUAAUCACAGCAGAUGUUUAAAUAAUUGUGGCACCCAUGAAUUUGAUAAAAAGGUUGUUUUUUAUUUUAUUUUAUUUUUCUCAUUAAAUACAUUUACUCAAAUUGAAUUAAAAAAACCAUCUGAGAUCAUUCUACUGCAAUAAAAAUGGACCUUUUGAAAUGGUUUUAACUUUUUUUUUUUCACUAAUAGUGGAGGACACUAUAAACGAACCUGUGGAGUAAAUACAGCUCAGUUCUUCUGCUGAGCAGUACUUCUUCAAAGGAAACUGUUAAUACGUCAAAAACAAAUGUUUUCUUCCUCUUCUGUAGUGCUUCCUGCAUAUUUAUUCCCCUUGAAAAGACAUUUUAUCCGAGUCCUCAGGGGGGAUAAGGCAGAAACUUGUGUUUGCUUUUAGUAACAUCAAACCAGAACUAAGACUUUCUUAAGAAUCAAGUUUGCACAAUUCUGUCUCCCACCAGUUGUGGGUCUGGUCACCUGGAAAAGCACACGCGUGCAUUUAAUGAUCAAUUUGAUAUGCAGUAUCUGGAAAAUCUAAAGAUCUACUAACAGACAUUGACAAACCAGGGUUUAAAACCACGUCACAAAUUUUAUUACGUUUUAUCUGCAUGUUUGCGUCAAAUCAAAGUGAUAAAACGAGUUUGGUUGUUCCACUGCUGCGAAUGCAGAAGAUACAGACAGAAAAGUGUGACCAUAAAAAAUCUCCAGACGCUGUGAGACACUUCCUGUGUGAUAAUUGUUCAGUCACAGCUGCUUUACAACAGGAAGCCAACAUGUGUUCAUUUGACACAAGUAGUGAUUUCCACCCUGGGGAAAGUUUGUGGUCACCAUGUUUGAGCAAGACGAAGGCAACAGAUGAAAUUUAAAUAUAAAUGUGUCUGACCUCAACAGUGUGUCGGGUACAGACAGCUGCUGAUGACGGCUUAUUAGUAUCAAAAUGUCACAAUAUACUUGGUUCGAUCUGCAUAAAUUCACAUCCAUUUGAUUUCUAUGAUGUACGUUUUAGAAAAUCAGCAAAUGCUCAUUCAUUCCAGCAAGGUUGGCUUUUACCUUUUCUUUUUUUUUUUUACUUAUACUCCCAUUCCACAAAACUGGAUUCAUACAGUUGCUUUCAGCUACAUAAUAGAGUUCAACUACAUUAUCUCAGCUAUUCUCUAUAUUUUCUGAAAACCCUUUAAAGACCUAGUGUUCAUCUUCUGCUCAGCCUGCCAUGAACCUGAAGGACUCUGUUUUUAUCUGGAAACCUGGAUGUGUGUCCGGACACAUGGAGUCGUUCUGUAUGUGCUUCGAUACUUGAACCACUGACUUACAGGGUAAAAAAAACUAAACAUGCAGAGCGAGCCGACCAAAGCUUACAGGCAUCCACACCAGGAAAGCAACCAAGAGAGGAAGUUAUCAUCAAAAUGUCUGAUUUUCAGUUCUUCCACAAAGCAAUUUUCAGUGUUUUGGGUUUUUGAAUUAUUUGAAAUGCUUAAUGUUUCUUCCUUUUUCUAGAAGUUUGGUCAAACUUAAGCAUUAUUACUUCCAUGUACAGAUACUCAUUGAGUAAUGAAACCAUCUCGGAAUGUGAAGCACAUUAUUGAUAUUCACUUGUUCUUUAGAUUAAAAAUGCUAUAAAUUGUUUUCACAAUCUUAAAACACUACUUAGGUGUGUUUACCCCUGAUCUCCUUUGUGGGCAGAAAAAAAAAGUGAUGUUUUGUUUACCUAUUCUGCGUCUUGUUCUCUGCUUCACAUUGGGUUUAGGUAAAAGAUUUUUUUUUAAACUCAUCUGACGCAGAGGAAGUUGCUUUGAAGACCAUAGUACCUUUUCAUUUUUGAUCUUUUCACAUCUGUUUGGGUCAUUGUUCUUUUUUGAGAAAAAGAAACUAAAAAAAGGACUGAGGGAGUUGGUCUCUUGAUAGCAACACCCUUCAAUGUGCCUUGUUGGCUUGGUACAAUGUUGCUUCAAACAGCAUAAAGGAAAUAGUUUCUUUUUUAUCUGUCAGAAAAAGAAAAGAGGAAACAGACAAAUAAUUUUAAUGUGUCAAAUGACCAACACAGUUCUCAAAUGUGUAGUUUUUAUCAUAAAGAAGUACUUUUCUUAUUUAAAAAGAUAAAGGUACAGAAAGGUGAAAGUGAACAAUGACAAACACCUAGCUUACAGCCCCACUAUAUAUAUAUGAGCCAAAAAUACUCUUAAAACUAGUAAUGUUAUCUUUUUAUGAAGUCAAAACACUGGACAGUUUUUUUUUUCCAUUCAACUAAAACUAGGGUCAAAGAUAAUUUUACCACAGUACUCAGACCACAAGAGAAACAAGUUCUGCUGAUAUAAACACACCUGUCACAUGAACUUGUUCUGUUUGCAAGAGGAGAUUUAGUUUUGCGACCAACUGAGCUAAAAGCAAGUGUUCAUUAAGCUAGCGUAGUCCGAGCUCUGCUCAGGUUUAGUAUUAAACAUUUUGGGGUUAUUUGUUUUUCAUGUGCAAAGCAGAUUAGAAGCAUCAAUACAGAUUGGAAUAAAACAGGUUAACAUAUUUUAGCUAGCAAAUGAGAGCAUACAUGCAAAGAUGCAAGAAAUCCAAUCCAAAGCUAGCAACAUGUUUGAAGACUUUUUUUGAACAAAAUUGUAUUUUAAUUUUUUUGUGUUUUGAUUAUUACUGUUAUUAUUAUUAUCAUUAGAAACAAUGAACUCUUUUCCUGCUAGCAGGGCUAGCUACUUGGCUAACUAAUUUCCUUUGAAGAGAUAAAGCUAAGAUAGCACUUUAAAAAUCAACUUGGCUCUAAAUCCCAAAUGUCAAAACUGAUUAUUUAUAGUAGUGAAAUCGAAAUCGAAUAAUCUUUCUACUGUAAACAUACAGUACUUAUACUUACUCCAACGUGGGUUGGAGUUUUUCUAAUUCUAACCCAUUAAAGCUAUUUCUCUGUUUCUGACAACGGAUACAUUUUUUUGCACAUUUUGAAAGUGCAUUAAAAAGCAGCUGUUAAAUGGAUUUUAAGAUUUGGUUGAGCCCUCCGGUGUGACACUCCUGACCCCAAAAAACACUCGCAGGUUUCUCAUUCCUUCACUUCCAGUGUUCCGGCUUCCUCGCCAAUGUUUCAGAGACACAGCAGAGAAUGUUAAACACCUCUCACAGAUUAAAGACAAGCGACGCAGAAAGGAUAAAAAAAAAAAAAACUUAGAGUUUUAAUACUUUAUGAAUUAUGAUAUCUUUUUAAGAGCUUCAGAUUUGAAGCUGCUGUGACAGGUUUUGGCUGUUUCACACCUGUGUAAAUAUCCUGCUCUUUCCUAUUUUGCAGAUUUAUUACUUGUAUAUAGACACGCAUCAAGGAGAGAUUAAACAUGUUUUUUGCUAAAUCUG